AUGCGGACAUACAGUGCCAAAUUCUACGGCUACGAGGCUGCGCAUGCGUUGGCGCGGGGCUUUGCGGCGUAUGUAGACACGUACGAGGCGCUCCCUCAGCAGCAGCAGCACCUACUGUCACAGAUUCCCCAGCAGCAGCAGCAGAAACAGGGGCAGCAACAGCCCCCGCAAGACCCACUCUCUGACGGCCGCCAGGUGCAAGCCUUGCUGCGGCAGCAGCAGCAGCAGCGCCAUCAGCAGCAAUCCAACGCACCGUCCGACUGCCGGCUUCCUGCCACUGAUCCGUCUCCCGUGCCCGAACAUAAGGGCCUUUUGAGAGGAAUGCAAACCAGGAGGGGCCCACAUGCAAUGACGAACACGAGUAAUCAACGGGGGGAUAUCUCUGGAAGGGUGGACACGCCGAAGAGUAAUAAGCCUCAGAUCCGCAGGCACGCUGCUGGGACUGCUGUUUCUGCGGCAGCUGCAGGCGGCGGGUCUGAAGGUGCUCCUCCCAGGAACUCAUGGAAUCCAUUGAAAAACCCCAUUUCGGCGUUGCAAGAGCGCAGCAUACCCUUGCAACAGAGCGCCCCCGAGGUACAGCCGCAGCACGUUCACGGUAAGAAGACAUCUCAACGAGCUACCGAUGACGUGAGAAGGAAGCGCUCUGCAUUGGAGAGGCUUGGCUCUCCCCAGGAAGCGCCCAUCGAGAUGGAUCAGGCCAGGCCUUCAGAAGAUAUUGCUCUCUGUUUCGAGUCUUUCCUAAAAGAGUUUGCACGGGAGAAGGUCCAGGAGCCCUCCUGUCCACAAAAUAGCCCCCAAAAGUGCUCGAUGAUGCCUUGGGAACUCAUGUUGCGAGAGCCUACCCUGCAGGUAAGCAGCAGUAGCAGCACGGGCGACGACUGGGGAGGAGUGGAGAUGGGCAGCAUGCUGGCAGCUCCUGCGCAGUCAACUUCCCCCGUGGGAGCAGCGGCAGCAGCAGAAGGCGAAGGAGAGACUGCAGCGGGGACCUUUAAUUGUGAUGGGGGAGAAUUGCUGGCGGUGGGACCCUUGCCUGCACUCGGCGGUUUCCCGGGAAGCGCCGCUGCGUCUGCAGGACCUCCCUCGCAGUUGCUGGUUGUUAGUCGCAUCGUGUUGGAGCUCACACGCAGCACCUCUCUCCUGCUGUACCGCCUGAAGGCAGCAACUGCAAAGGCCGUUGUCUUUUUUCAGCACACUAACAGCCGGGAUAAAAAUCCUGCUGCGCCAACUGAAGGCGCCGAGCAAGCAGAAGCAGCACCCCCAGCUGCAGCACAAGCAGGGGAACACACCGACAGGGGUACCAUUAGCGGCAAUAAAAGCUACGCUGAGCAUUCUUUGACGGCCGCAUGCACAUCUUCUGAACCUACAGCGGCGGCUUGUCUACGGCUGCAGGCAGUGCCCACCACAGCACCAGGACAAGCACAGCCAGAAGUUUCAGACGGACCGGCGCCUGAGUUGGCAGCAGGUGCCUCUGAGCAGCAAACAGGACCCCUGCAGGAACACUUUGCAUUACAAGAAGGCCAAGAGAUGAGGAUUCCAAAGCGGCUCAAAAUUGAUGAAGAGGGCACCGCAAAAUCUGCAAGUGCUCCUUUACCGCCGCAGCAGCAACUACGCCCAGGGAUUGAGGACGCGGUGCGCCGGGCCUUUUUAUUGCUCGCUAAUCAUCAAAAACUGGCGGCGGCGGUCACACAGCUGCAGUUGCCCAUUCCACUGUAUCUACAGUUCCUCAUUAGCGCCACUGGCCCUUCGUCCCUCCCAAUCGUGUUGCCCCGCCAGGGAAGCAGUAACGGCGGGAAUAGCGAUGUGGUCAUAGACAACGAAGCAGCACUGCAGGCCCUUCUUCUGAGGCCUUUUGACGUCUUCCGCUGCUGCUGUAUCACGCAUCCCUGCGCUUGCGACCAGCAGCAUUUGGCUGAUAUGCUUGCUCUGCUUUCGUCUGCGCUCCUAAAUGGCAAGCAAGUGCUCCCAAACAGCGCCCCCACGAACUCUGCACCAAGUCAACUCGAACUUCUAUCUCGGAUAUUCCCCGGAGUACAGCCAAACUCCGAUCAGCAACAGCGGCAAAAACACGAGGAACAGCACGUAGAGGAGUACCCGCAAAAAAUGCAGAGGAACGGGAAGGAACAGCUUCAACAGGAAGGUAGCGCUGUCGCUUUUUGUAGCAGUAGCACCCUCCCCACCAGCAGCUCUCCUGCCACCACCACGUGUUCUCCUGCAACUAGUCCUGAAGUAUUUUUCUCCAAGAAGCCCUCAGCGAAACCAGCACCAGCAGGUCCUCCAGCAGCCACAACGGCAGGUGAGUCCCCUGAAGCCUUACAGCUGCCACCUAAUCAGGGGGCAUCAACUACAUCACCUCCAGCGGACGACGCCGCAGCUCGUCAGGGUUUCUCUGAGAACCUAGCAGAUCUCUUGGGGGCUGCUUUGAUGUGCACCACUAAUGUGCUUGCACCUGAGAGCGCCCUGCAGCUGCAGCAGCAAAUUUUACAGCAGGAGCCACAGCAGGAACAGCCUUUACUACUGCUUCCCCCACACCUGCCCUAUUGGCGCCUGCUGGCCUUGGUGCCCCCUCUACAGUCGCUGUUGCACACUCUAGCCCAGAUCAUAGUGUACAGGCACUGGGAAUUUGUGGAGAACUACAUCCGUUGCGUGUGCCCGGCCCCCCAAGCGCAUAUCCUGUUGCAGCUGCAUGCCAAAUCGCGGAAGGCACUUGCGCCCGCGGAGAAUCCUCCUGCGGCUGUUCCUGCUAAUGCUGAAACAACAGAUGGCAAUGGACUUGUUGUGCAGGAAACCACAAUAGCUGGUACGAAGUGCAGUAAUCAUACGAGCAGCAGCAACAACAGCCACAGCAACGACGGGUCAACUGCAGGGUCAGUUCAAACAAAUACCGAGCAGACUGCACUUCGUCUUCCUGCUGAGUAUCCCGCUGUUACAGCAACAGCGGAAAUAAGCCAUGUGGCAUGUUCGCCUGUUGAACAGCCGCAGGGCUUAGAGGAAGAAGCUGCGAUAUCCCUGUCUCCCCAUACGCAACAACAAAGGCGUCCGUGUGGAGAGACCUCGCCCAAGCCCUAA
This is a messenger RNA of Cyclospora cayetanensis, 3066 nucleotides long. RefSeq lists its product as uncharacterized. The coding region runs from base 1 to 3066 and encodes 1021 amino acids. The transcript has a single exon. The record is from RefSeq and is a predicted model, not a curated record. NCBI's taxonomy places the organism in Eukaryota, Apicomplexa, Conoidasida, Eucoccidiorida, Eimeriidae.